CGCAGUGCGGCGCGGCCGCGCCCGGGAGCGCGCAGUGCGGCGCACCGAGCCCCGCACCGAGCCCCGGCUGCCGCCGACCCUCCGCUCCCCACCGGCUGAGGAUCCCUCUGCACGUGCUGCUGCCCCCGGGGGGGGACGCUCUGAGGUGCUGCCCCUGCCCAGUCCUCCAGGAUGGUCAUACCCGGGCACCGCCUCCCCUGCGCAGGGAUCGUCUUCGCCCUCUGCCUCCAGCACCUCGGCAGCACCAUCGAGGUCCCUCUGGAUCCAAGUAUUCAGAGUGAAUUGCCCCAGCCCCCCACCAUCACCAAGCAGUCGGUGAAGGAUUACAUCGUGGACCCCAGGGACAACAUCUUCAUCGAGUGCGAGGCCAAAGGCAACCCCGUGCCCACCUUCUCCUGGACUCGGAACGGGAAGUUCUUCAACGUGGCCAAGGACCCCAAGGUGUCGAUGCGGCGCCGCUCGGGGACCCUCGUCAUCGACUUCCACAGCGGGGGCAGACCUGAGGACUACGAGGGGGAGUAUCAGUGCUUCGCCAGGAACGACUAUGGCACUGCCCUCUCCAGCAAGAUCCACCUCCAGGUGUCCAAGUCUCCCCUGUGGCCCAAGGAGAAGGUGGAUGUGAUCGAGGUGGAUGAAGGGGCCCCUCUGAGCCUGCAGUGCAACCCCCCCCCAGGGCUCCCCCCGCCCGUCAUCUUCUGGAUGAGCAGCUCCAUGGAGCCCAUCCAGCAGGACAAGCGAGUGUCCCAGGGGCAGAACGGGGACCUUUACUUCUCCAACGUGAUCCUGCAGGACGCCCUGACCGACUACAGCUGCAACGCCCGCUUCCACUUCACCCACACCAUCCAGCAGAAGAACCCCUUCACCCUCAAGGUCAAAACCAAGAAGCCCCAUAACGACACGUCUUUAGGAAAUCUCACUGACAUGUACAGUGCCCGAGGGAUCACGGAGACGACUCCCAGCUUCAUGUAUCCCUACGGGACCUCCAGCAGCCAGAUGGUGCUCCGAGGGGUGGAUCUGCUGCUGGAGUGCAUCGCAUCUGGAGUACCAGCGCCGGACAUCAUGUGGUUCAAGAAAGGAGGGGAGCUGCCCGUGGGCAAAACCAAGCUGGAGAACUUCAACAAGGCCCUUCGCAUCUCCAACGUGUCCGAGGAGGACUCCGGGGAGUAUUUCUGCCUGGCCUCCAACAAGAUGGGCAGCAUCCGCCACACGAUCUCGGUGAGAGUGAAGGCUGCCCCGUACUGGCUGGAUGAACCCGAAAACCUCAUCCUGGCCCCCGGGGAGGACGGGAGGCUGGUGUGCCGAGCCAACGGGAACCCCAAACCCUCCAUCCAGUGGCUGGUGAACGGGGAGCCCAUCGAAGCCUCUGCCCACAACCCGAGCCGGGAGGUGGCCGGGGACACCAUCGUGUUCCGGGACACGCAGAUCGGCAGCAGCGCCGUGUACCAGUGCAACGCCUCCAACGAGCACGGCUACCUGCUGGCCAACGCCUUCGUCAGCGUGCUGGACGUGCCCCCCCGGAUCCUGGCCCCCCGCAACCAGCUCAUCAGGGUCAUCCAGAACAACCGCACCCGGCUCGACUGCCCCUUCUUCGGCUCCCCCAUCCCCACCCUGCGAUGGUUUAAGAACGGCCAGGGGAACACGCUGGACGGAGGGAACUACAAGGCGCACGAGAACGGGAGCCUGGAGAUGUUCAUGGCUCGGAAGGAGGACCAGGGCAUCUACACCUGCGUGGCCACCAACAUCCUGGGCAAAGCAGAGGCCCAGGUUCGCCUGGAGGUCAAAGACCCCACCAGGAUUGUGAGAGGGCCUGAGGACCAGGUGGUGAAGAGGGGCUCCAUGCCUCGCCUGCACUGCCGCGUCAAGCACGACCCCACGCUGAGGCUCACGGUCACCUGGCUCAAGGAUGAUGCCCCCCUGUACCUGGGAAGCAGGAUGAAGAAAGAAGACGAUGGUCUGACGAUAUUUGGCGUGGCUGAGAGGGACCAGGGGGAUUACACGUGCGUGGCCAGCACGGAGCUGGACAAGGACUCGGCCAAGGCCUAUCUCACCGUGCUGGCCGUCCCUGCUAACCGUUUGAGAGAGUUACCCAAAGCACGGCCCGACCAGCCCCGGGACCUGGAGCUGACGGACCUGGCGGAGCGGAGCGUGCGGCUCACCUGGAUCCCCGGGGAUGACAACAACAGCCCCAUCACAGACUACAUUGUGCAGUUCGAGGAGGAUCGCUUCCAGCCGGGAAUGUGGCACAACCAUUCCCGGUACCCCGGGAGCGUCAACUCUGCCGUGCUGAGCCUGGCCCCGUACGUCAACUACCAGUUCCGGGUGAUCGCCGUCAACGACGUGGGCAGCAGCGUGCCCAGCGUGCCCUCGGAGCGAUACCAGACCAACGGGGCACGUCCUGAAAUCAACCCCACGGGAGUUCAAGGUGCAGGGACCCAAAAAAACAACAUGGAGAUCACCUGGACGCCCCUGAAUGCAACUCAAGCUUAUGGGCCCAACCUCAGGUACAUCGUGCGCUGGCGGCGCCGGGACCCGCGGGGCAGUUGGUACAACGAGACGGUGAAGGGCCCCCGGCACGUGGUGUGGAACACCCCCAUCUACGUCCCCUACGAGAUCAAGGUGCAGGCGGAGAACGACUUCGGCAGAGCCCCCGAGCCCGACACCUACAUCGGCUACUCCGGGGAGGACUAUCCCAAGGCUGCUCCCACGGACGUUAGGAUUAGAGUCCUAAACAGCACUGCCGUGGCUCUGACCUGGACCAGAGUGCACCUGGACACCAUCCAGGGACAGCUCAAGGAGUACAGAGCCUAUUUCUGGAGGGACAGUAGUUUGCUGAAGAACCUGUGGGUCUCCAGAAAACGGCAGUUUGUGAGUUUUCCUGGAGACAGGAACCGGGGCAUAGUGUCCAGGCUGUUCCCUUACAGCAACUACAAACUUGAGAUGGUUGUGACCAACGGCCGAGGAGAUGGGCCCCGCAGUGAGGUGAAGGAAUUCCCCACUCCUGAAGGAGUGCCCAGCUCCCCCAGGUACCUGAGAAUCCGACAGCCCAACCUGGAAAUCAUCAAUCUGGAGUGGGAUCACCCCGAGCAUCCCAAUGGAGUCCUCACAGGAUACAGCCUUAGAUACCAACCCUUUAACGGGACCAAAACGGGCCGAACCGUGGUGGAGAACCUCUCCCCCAACCAGACCAGGUUCACCCUGCAGAGGACAGACCCCAUCUCCCGCUACCGCUUCGUGCUGCGCGCCCGCACCCAGGUGGGAGAAGGAGAGCCCGUAGUGGAGGAGUCCCCAGCCCUGCUGGACGAAGCCACGCCAACCCCAGGUACCGGAUUUGGAGCCGCCACUGGGACGCCUCCACCAGAGGAGCAAAGCAGCCCUACAGCCACCCCAACCACCACCACCGACACCACCACAGCCACAGCAACCACCCCAACUACUCCUGACACAACUCCAGCCGCCACAACAGCUCCAACCACAGCUCCAACCACAGCCACCACCACCACAACCACCAGCAGCACCACGGCCGCCGCCGAGAGGGCUCCGGCUGCCACCACAAAGCAGGAGUUGGCCACCAAUGGAUCGUCCAUAUGGGACAUAAGAGCUAUGGCUAAUAGUAACUGGGCAAACAUCACCUGGAGCCACAAUUACUCUGCAGGAACUGACUUUGUGGUUAAGUAUAUCACCAGUAACAAGACAGAGAGAUCUAUCCCUGUUAAGGCUCAGACCCCUUCCUCUGUGCAGCUGGCGGAUCUGACGCCGGGGAUGAUGUACAAGCUGUGGGUGUUCCCCAUAUGGUCUAGCCCCAGCGAGCACUCGUACAUAACCUUUACCACCAGCUCAGCCUACACCAAGAACCAGGUGGACAUCGCCACGCAGGGCUGGUUCAUCGGGCUCAUGUGUGCCAUCGCCCUGCUCGUGCUCAUCCUGCUCAUCGUCUGCUUCAUCAAGAGGAGCAGAGGGGGCAAAUACCCAGUCCGGGACAAUAAAGAUGAGCACCUAAAUCCCGAGGACAAGAACGUGGAAGAUGGAUCCUUUGACUACAGGUCUCUUGAAAGCGAUGAAGACAACAAACCUCUUCCCAACAGCCAGACGUCGCUGGACGGGACGAUAAAGCAGCAGGAGAGCGACGACAGCCUGGUGGACUAUGGAGAGGGGGGAGAGGGGCAGUUCAACGAGGACGGCUCCUUCAUCGGCCAGUACACCGUGAAGAAGGACAAGGAGGAGACCGAAGGCAACGAGAGCUCCGAGGCCACCUCGCCGGUCAACGCCAUCUACUCGUUGGCAUAGCCCAGUGCCCGGGGAACACCGACAGCCUGAGGGGGUCCGGAGGGCACGGGGGGUCCCACGGCAGCCCCCCCACGAUGGGAACGUGGGAAUGGAACCAACCAACAAAAAACGAAAUGAAAAAAAAGGGGA
Messenger RNA from Neopelma chrysocephalum (saffron-crested tyrant-manakin), 4413 nucleotides. RefSeq names its product neurofascin (gene NFASC). The coding region runs from base 172 to 4284 and encodes 1370 amino acids. Gene Ontology annotation, biological process: brain development; cell-cell adhesion. NCBI's taxonomy places the organism in Eukaryota, Metazoa, Chordata, Aves, Passeriformes, Pipridae. The record is from RefSeq and is a predicted model, not a curated record. Gene Ontology annotation, molecular function: cell-cell adhesion mediator activity. The transcript has 33 exons.